AUGGACCACAGUGCAGGUAGCUCCUGGCUAAACCUGCCUAUCCCUCAGCCUUCAGACGUGGAGAACAGCCCCAAAAAACCCACAUCUUCUUCUGAGCCCAUCCUGGAUCUCAAGACAGACGUGACAGAAGCACCUCCAGCCCACAGCGACCCAGAGGAGCCAGAGAAAAAACAGGAGACAGCUCAAGACCCAGCCAACCCCAGCAGUGAAGAUGACUUUGCCACCUCCAAUGCCAACAGCCACGAGGAGCCCAGCCCAGCUCCAGCCACCGAUGAGCUCACCCCCGGCAGAGACUCCCAGUCCGAGGCGAAGGAUCCCAGCUCCACCGACUCCUUGCCGUGGCCAGCAGCCCCUGAGGAGUGUCCACCCCGCCCCAGCACCUUGGACUUCUCCAAGUCCCUGAAGAGGCUGGAGGAGGUGAAGCAGGCGGGGCAGAGGCGGAACAGCGACCAGGCUGCGGUGAAGGAGAACGGGGUGGGGGUCAGCCCUGCCCUGGCGGCACCGGCCGUGAGCGAGGAGAGGAGGGCGCUGGAGUCCGAGCUGGGCAAGUGCAUCGAGGACUUCCGCAGGAUCAAGAUCCCCCUGGUCUUCCCCAACAAGAAGAGGCAGUGGCAGAGCGAGCUGCUGAAGAAAUACCAGCUGUGAGGGGAGGUUUUGUCCUUCAUCCUGGGGGAGGAGGUCCUCCCACACAUGGAGCAUCUCCACCGGCGUCCCUCGGGUAGCAGGUGGCAGAGGCUGUCUACGCUCCCAGAGUGAGGAGUGGAGGUUGCUCAUUAAGCCCAUCCAGAGGUGAAAAGGGUGGCAAGCCU
Messenger RNA from Dryobates pubescens (Downy woodpecker), 809 nucleotides. Its product is annotated as BTB/POZ domain-containing protein KCTD16-like. Bases 1 to 645 code for a protein of 214 amino acids. The record is from RefSeq and is a predicted model, not a curated record. NCBI's taxonomy places the organism in Eukaryota, Metazoa, Chordata, Aves, Piciformes, Picidae. The transcript has 3 exons.